Anneissia japonica is the source of this 2137-nucleotide messenger RNA. RefSeq lists its product as uncharacterized. Bases 62 to 1726 code for a protein of 554 amino acids. The transcript has a single exon. The record is from RefSeq and is a predicted model, not a curated record. Lineage: Eukaryota; Metazoa; Echinodermata; Crinoidea; Comatulida; Comatulidae.
UUGUUCAGGUUUGUGAGAUGUUUUGAUGAAACGUAAAAUUUAAUUAUUGUUGACAACUAAAAUGGAAGGAGUUGGAGACGCAUCCUUUCCGCUUCUCGACAACGAAGUCAGAAUCAAGUCAAAGCGCGAUAAGCCUAAGAAAGGUGACAUAAAAUUUGCUAGUCAUAAGCAGACUCUACAACACACUGUCAGAGCGAAAAAGAUCAAUGAAACUCACCUGUUCCACUUCUUACGAUCUGUCGACGAUCAGAAAUGCAAGCGAACAAUUCAGAUUGAUAAAGAGGUUGGAGAAGUUGAGAAAUUUUUGGACAAAUUAACAAAAGACCGAGAAGAAAUUAAGCGACGGAGGAUAGCGCGACGGAACGCGCGCAGUGCCUUGAGUACCGGUAAUAGCCUACCAAACACCAGUCCAUCGACUUCAGUGGCUGUAAAAACUUUGCGAAGGCAGUCUACAAAGAAUAGUUUUAAUGUUUCUCACUUCAAUGAGCUAGCUUUUAAAAUGAAAUUAAUGAGACAGUCCAAGACGCCCGACACUGCAACAAAUCUGCUAACAUCCUAUUACCAAUUUGACGCGAUUGGAAACCGUAUAAAUGAUAUUCCAAUGAACAGCUUAAGUUCACCACUUGCUGGAUUUAAAGACUCGAAAAUAGCAUGGGAACACAUUCCAGAUAACUGGUCUAUGUCGGGUCUGUCGCUGAAGGAUUUUGGAAACUUUAGCGUGAAAUCAUCUAAGCACAGUAGCGAGACUGCGAGUGCCAAAAGUCGACAGUUAUCUUCGGACGUCCAAAGUGAGACCAGUAGCACGCUAGAUGUGUCAAUCUCAGAAUUCGAAGGGAAGCAAAAUGCGCAUAACUACGCGCCCUUACCUAGCAACCCUGAUACACGUAAAGAGAACGCUAUGACCGACGGGAUUGGGGGUGGUGAAACAGAAACUUGUUCUCUCUUGAAAAAAUCAGUUAUAUCGGCUGCAUCUAAGAAUCGGGAAAAUGAAUCUGGGCGAAAAAGCAACAUGCGGAGUAGAGACAAUUGCACUGGUGGAACCAGGCGUGAAGUAACGUUUAGUGAGACUCCGGAAGUAACUCGAAUAGGUUCGCCUGUUGCGGGGAAGCCUACCGUAGUAGUCAGGCGACCAGACGGCAGGGAGAUCGAGAAGGAUGACAUUCGAAGUUGUGAUGGCGGUAGUAAUAGCAGUUUUUCGUCAACUGAUUGUGAAUAUUCGGAUUGUAUUUAUCAUAACCGAAAACAUUUAUUGGUGGCAAUAAACAAAGAAUGCACCGCACAAGGUUGUUACAAAACUCUUCCAAAGGUUGGUGAAAUUACUGGGAAAAUGGCAAGGAUUCUAAAAAAGGAGAGCGAAGCACCUUCGUCGGAGUGGAAAUCGACACCGAAGGUCGCAGUCACUCCGUCACCUACACCGUCAGACAUUUUCAGAGACCUGGAUACAAGUGUUGGGAAUUGUGAAAAGUUGGAUUACACUGACUUAGACGUUAUGUCGUCGGUUAGACGCCCAGUGAAAGGCUCAAAUAGGGAGAUGAUGUUGAGGAAGAAAGAAUUGAAUCUCAUUACAACGUUUGCUCUCAUGAGGAAACGAGUGACAGAUCGGAUACCUCAGGAUUUCAAUAUGAACUAUGGAACGCCCACCCCUAAUUGGAAAAUACUGAAUCCUUUGAAAUUGCGCCACAAAGUUGCACAUUCUUCGCCUCUUUUCGUGAAAUGGAAAUUUUAAAAGAGGAAGAUAAUUAAAUUGGAGUAUCAUAAGAAUUAUUAUUUAUAAGGUAACAAUAAAGAAAAUGUGUAGGCCUAUUAAGUGAUUGUAUUAUCAUCAUUAUUACCGUCAUAAUCAAGCCUACCAUAAUCAUUAAUGAUAUCAACCGUCAACACAUCAUCCAUCAUCACCACCAUCAUCCUCAUUGUCAUUGCCAUCAUUAUUAUAAUCAUUACCAAUAUCCAUCACAGUCAAUGUUAUCUUGUAAGCAACGUCGUUCAAAUAGCAAUCUCGUAAUAGCAUAAUUACCGCUUAAGAGAAUUUGGAGACUUUAAAUAUGCGGUAUGCAGUGCCGACUCAUUUUCUUAUUAUAAUAUAGUUACAUUGAUUACUUCGUCAUUGUGAUUUCAAUAAACCUACAAUGGAAACCAA